AUGAAUACGUUCAGUAAGCUAUUCAGCAACGCAUAUAACAGCGCACAUAACAACGAAGCAAAUGAGUGGAAAAAAGGAAACGUGUCAAAAGUUGGCGUGACCCAGACGCUGUUAAAAAGUGCACCUAAUCAAUAUAGGCAAUGGAAUAACGUAAACUAUGCAACAAAGAAGAAUGUUGACAUUGGAGAAGUAGUCAUAGGAAAUCUUAAGAAGGAUGAACCGGUGUUACCACCACAUACGGCACACAAACAUGGUGGAUUAUCGAACGGUUGUACGUCUAGACAAGUGGGAAAACAGAGUAGUUGCUUCAGUGUGCAAGCAAAAAGUAACUCCUUCAAUAGAAAAGCAAAGGACGUAAAUAACAGCGCGUACUCAUUAUACAAUCCGCACAAUUUGUUCAAUGCGUACAGAUUGAAGAAUCCCUAUUGCCACCUACAAAAUGCUUUGCUGAAAUAUGAGUAUAAUUAUGCUGACUAUGUGGUACAGAAAGGGAAAUCGAAUAGUACGGCUCAAAAUAGAAAGGUAAUUUUAAAGCAAAAAUGGUGCCCCCCCAAAGAUUACGUACCUCAGGUCGACAUUAAUAAAAAUGACAAUUAUGAACAGAGGAAAGUAGCAUAUUUUGAUCGUAACAAUAAUCAAUAUAGUGACAAAGGCAGUAAUUUAAUACUUAGAAGUAAUGCCUACCCUACUUGGGGGUUGCAAAAUAAUUUAAAAGAUUAUGUUAAUUUCCCCCCCCUUGAAUUAACCACAAAAAAUCAAGCACUACGUAGUGAUAACUUUUUCGGGAAUGCGAAAAUUGGAAGGUCAGUGAGCCACAUGAAUGGGAAUGAAAAAGAAAGGCAAAAUAAUGUUAUCGAGAUGGGGAUAAAAAAUAUCACACAUGAAGGGAUCUCCGGUAAGGCCAUGGGGAUUCCGCUUACGGGUCUUCUCAGAAGUGCCAAACUUGGGCAUCCCACCGAUGGUAUCAUCGGUAAGAAUAGCCGGAAUGGAAAACAUGUCACAAGUGAAAUGGUCAUCAAUCCAGGUGGUCCAUUGCACAGGAAUGCAGUUCCUAUGACGCAUUUGACAACAAAUGGAAGUGGGGACCCACUAAACGAAAAUCAAUAUUGGAAAAACCCAAAUGAAAAUUUCCUGAGUAGAACCUACUCUCUUAAAAGUAUUAAUCACAAAAGUGUAAGCAAUUCGAAGAGAACGGAAAAUCAAUUUAACCCAUCUGUACUUAUUUCGAAUGAAAAGAAAAGAGGAGAAAAACCCAUUUCAAAAGCAACUCAGCGAGAAAAGUUGGUUCACGAGGUGCAUUUAGAACGAAUAACAGGGAAAAAUCGUUACGUGAUGGAAAGCGCCAACGGAACCAAGAAUACAGAAGCAGAAUUGAAGCCAAACCUUAAUCUAUGUGAACUUCAUAACGGACUAGUUCUCAAUGUGCAACAUAACAGAUUCACGAACAGUUUUGAUGAUGCAUGCCGAGUGCAAAGAAGCAAUAUGUUCAUAUGUUCGAGGAAAAAUGGAGAAUCGUACAGCUCCAGUUAUGGUAAUUUCUUUGCCCCGCAGAAGCAUAACCAGUUCAGAGGCGCCUGCGGCGGAGGAGGCGGCGACAAUAAACGUGGCAACAAUGAAUGCAGAAGCAACCAACAUGGUAAGAACAACACUUUAACCAUGUUGAGUAAAAAAAACAUUGCUUACAAGAAUGGAAGAGCACCAUACCUUUAUGCCCCCAACAAAAAAGCAAAAGACAACGGGGAAAGUAGCAACACCGCCUUGAAGUACGCCCAGCCCGAACCAGGACACAGGAGUAAUGACCAAAUGCAUGGUAAUAAUGAAGGACAUAAUUUCACCCUACGCAAUAAGUUAAACCAAAGCAGCUGCAAUUUUGUGAGUCCAAUUGAAUAUUACACUACGCAGGAAGACGAGGCAGGAAAAAAACACAGCUCCAUCGCGCAAGACGUGAUACAAGAAUUUAGAAAUGCAGAUCUUCAAAAGUAUUAUGCAUUUAACGGGAAAAUUUCUCAGAAUUCAAACCAUAAUGGUAGUGGUUGUACGAAUGGUGUCAGGAAUGUCAGCACAUGCAAUGGGGGUAGCGACCAUGUGAUGUUAUCCAACGGAGUGUGUCGUAUUCAGCAUGGUUAUAUUCAGCCACCUUCUGCCCACGUCAAUAACAGUAGCGAGGGAACAGUUUCAAAAGAUUUAAAAUGGAUGAAAACUGACGGCAGUGUAAGCGUGAUUAGCGGUAACUGCGUUAAGAAUAUGGCAGCUGAGAUAGACAAUACGAAUCAUCACGAAAAUUACGAUGCUGGAGAAAAAACGGGUAAGCCGUGUAAUAAUAACGUAAUUGCACACGUACCUACUGUAGGUGUAAGUUACUGGGGAGGAGUAGCUAGAGGUCCAGAAAAAGCGAAUAGAUCCGAAAUGGCAAGAAAUAAAACAUGUAAGAGCAGGACGGUAGAGAAAAUAUAUCCUCAGAGUGGUUACUACAUAAGUAGCAGCAACGAUCGCAGUAUAAAAGACGAUGAUAAAACAAGUGCAUAUGACACGGGAAAUGGAAAUAGCGCUAACUAUUUUAGCACUGCAGCGCAGUUCGCGGGUUUGAACAGAACAAAGGAAAGGGCUACUCCUGAGAAUCCCCCCCUAGGAAAUAAAAAUUCGGCCCCCAAAGGGGAACAUGUUAAAAGUAAUACCGUAAUGAUGGAUAGCAAUAACGAUUUGUCUUGUGUCAGUAAGGGCAUUAACUUUAGUGAGGGACGAAACGAAGAUAUCGUCCAUUUUGACAAAAAUAGGAAUGGAUUAAUGAGGACGGAAAAGGGAGAAAUUAAUUUUAAUAUACCAAGUGAAGGUACCUACUCGAAGGAAACACCACAGGAGAGAUCCAAUAUGUGCUGUGAUAAAAAACAGGCGUUAGACAUGUUUGCUAACAUUCAUGGAACUGUAUUUCGUGAGGAAGUGGCGAAGGAAAAAAUAUGUGAAAAACCCCAGGAAGAUGAUAAAGAGAAAAAGGUUUAUUUACUCACCCGAAAUUGUGGCCUUCAUAUUAGUAACGUUAAACGAUGCGGCAUGACAAGAACACGGAUUGCAGACAGAAGUAAGGGCACUCAGAUGCCGCAAUGGAAUAAAGCAUAUUGCCCUAACGUAGGCAGCGCUGGACAAGGUCCGGCACAGGAAGGUAGCUGCAAGCAGGAGGAAGACGAGACUGCGUUCAAGGUUGAUGAUUAUCCCAACAUAAAGCAUGUCAGUAAAAAUGUCAAUAACGAUAUCAAAAAGGAUGUCGACAGCGAUGACAGUAAUAAUGGCAGAAAUGAUCAUAAUAAUUGCAACGAUAACGCAUGGGGGGGUCCUCUAGAAAGUAAAGAGAAAAAAGAAGGAGGAGCAGGGGCAUACGUUCAAGGAAGCAUACACAAUAGGAAGUCGCGUGCGAAUCUUUGCAAGGGUUGGGAACAGGCAAACCACGUAGGUGGGAAAGAACCCCAUUUGGACACGCUCAAUGAGCAGAAUUACCAAGAGAGCUGGUCGUCCCCAUCCAACCCGAGUUUUAUUUUAGCAGGUUCGAAGGGCAGCAACGAGAUGGUCGAAAGUACAAGUCAGGAAAAUUACCAUAUGUAUGAAGUACUAGCCGCAGAGAAUCCUGCAGAUGGGAAUGGUUACCAAAAUACCAAUGCAGGAAAUACACAAUGGAGUAACGAAAAAAGGGGAAAACAAAUUUUGAAUAAAAAUAUAAAUGAACUAAAAAAUGGCACGAUGAAGAAAUACAGCAUGGAAAACUUAACUGACUCGUACAUUUAUCACUUAAAUAAUUUGAAUAGAAAUGGCAAGAUGAGAGGCGAAAAGGAGAAGUUAAAAAUGAAUACACACUGUUCCAACGUUGUGGAGAGGACUGUUCCAUGUGUCAGUAGCCCUGAAAAGGAUGAUAGGAAUAAGGGGUGUGUAGGGGGUGAAAAUGAAACGGGAAAGGAUACCAAAAAGGAAGAGAAAGUGCAUUACUUGAGGGAAGAUCAAACUGGAGGAACACAAUGCACUAAUUCAGUCGCGUCGAAUGGGAAAAUUAACUACCCUAUUUGUAACGAAUUAUGUUCCCAGAACACGAAUAAUAGCAAUAAUGGAGAACACUGCGAGGUGCCCAUAAAGGAUAAUUCCCAUUCUGAAUAUAUGAACUUACUUGAUAGGGGAAACCAAACCGAUAGGCAUUUGCAAUUGGGGAAAGCAUUCAGUAGCUCUUCGCAAAAGGGGGACAUGGAAAGGAACGAUUUUUUGGCACAUUUUAGAGGAACUAACCUACAGGAGGGCCUCCUUAAUGGUGGGCAUGAAAGGAGAGUCGAUGGAGUCCGAUCAGACGAUGGGGUAAGAUCGAACAAUGGGGUCAUAUCUAACCAUGUAGUCGAUAACUCCGAGGGGGCGUUCAAUAAGGGGGAAUCGGAUGGGGAUAAGAGUGUGAAUGGUACCAACCAUGGGGGCAGCAGUCGGAGCAGCAGAGUAAGUGCUAUGAGCGGUGUGAGCGGUGUGAGCGGUGUGAGCGGUGUGAACGGUAUGAGCGACAUGAACUGCCUGAACGGUGGCAGCCGAGAACCAAGCGGCGAAGGAAGAACAGCGACGCGAGCACGUAAAGUGGCCCUACCGUGGAACAAGGACCAGAUAGUUAAAGUGAACUACAGAAGUAGAAGCAUGAAAGGGAAAAGUAAUAUCACAAUAAACACCAAGUUGGCCAGGUACGAAAGGGUGCUCAUUCACACAUGUAUUAGCAAACUGAAUUGGAAAAAAUGCAUUGACAAUGAAAACAAAGGAAUAUUUUACUGGAUAGGAUAUAACAUAACCGAUUUUGAUCAUUACAAUUAUAUGAAGAGGAAAAAAAUUAUAAAUAGAAUCCCAUCCAUGUAUAUGUACACGAAGAAAAAGGCCUUAACAUUUUUACUGUCCCAUUUGUCCCUUAUUUUUCCCUCCCUAUAUGAUUUCUAUCCAAACACAUUUGUAUUGCCGGAAAAUAAACAUAUUAUAAAGUACAUUCUGAACAGUAGUAAUAAAGAUUACUACAUUAUGAAGCCAGAUUGUGGAAGCAUGGGAAUGGGAGUCAAAGUAAUACAUAAAUAUAGCGACAUUAACAUAAAUAUUUUGAAUGGGUACAACUGCUACAUUGUUCAAAAGUAUAUAGACAACCCAUUGUUGAUGUAUAAGAAGAAAUUUGACUUUCGUAUAUACAUCUUAUUACUUCCGGGGAAACAUUACCCUAAAAUAUACUUGUCCAAAAUUGGCUUUGCUAGAUUGUGUACAGAGGAAUAUAAAAGAAAAAAAAGAUACAUUUACAACACCUUUAUACAUUUAACUAACUAUAGCAUUAAUAAAGACAAUGAGAAGUAUAUUAGAAAAAAAAACAUCCAUGAUAAGAAUAAUAAUAAGCAACUACUGAGUGAUGUUUUUAUUUACCUGAAGAAUAAUGGAUACGAUAUUGAUGAUAUAUGGAGACAGAUAAAGAAAAUUACUUGUUUAACCUCUCUGGCAAUUUAUUCCUACAUUAAAGAAAAGAUAAAGUACAAUUUUAAUAACAAUUUUUAUUUUUAUCAGCUAAUUGGAUUGGACAUCCUGCUGGAUGAUACUGGCAAAGCGUGGUUGCUGGAGGUAAACUCCAAUCCGUCCCUGCGCAUUGACUACAUUGAUCCAAGCUACAUCAACUUCGAAAUACAGUUAGAGAGCAUGUUUGACAGGUAUGUCAAGGAGCCCGUGAUAAGCGAAAUGUUUUUAAUUGUGUAUCGGAAAAUUUAUAAAAAGCAUUUAUGGAAAAGGGACAAGAGGGGCACCACCGCAGGCGUUACUAUUGGGCAAGACCAAACGAGGAAAGCGGGUAAGGCGGAAAAAGCAGCUAAAACCGGCAAAGCUGGAAAGGCGGGAAAAACUGACAGAAUGAACAGAGUGAAGGUUCAAGGCGGCUUCACGCACGACACGUUUGUCCCCGUAAAUAUCAGGGAUGUUAAAAAUUGGGGGACACACAAGAAAAAGAUGGGCGAGAAAAUGGGCAAAAAAGUGGGCAAAAAAGUGGGCGAAAAAGGCGAGCCUAGUAACACUGAUUUGCCAGAGGGAAACCUCCAGUCGGACAUAGCCUGCAAUAAUAUGAUUGAUAAAAAAAAUGGCUUCACUCGGAAUAGCGGUCUAGGUAAAGUGCUCUCAAGUGGUCGCAAAAUUUAUCCCCAAAAGGGGUGCACAGAUCACUUGUCGUGUAAUGAUCAGUGUGAGUCCAGAAGAAAGUGUAGAUUGAGUUGUACUCAAAAAGGGAACCUGGUAAGUGAUGCGCAGCUGAUGAAUAGGGUGAUAAAAAGAAAGGGAGAAACGAAAAAUGAUUUAUUUUUGAAAAAGGAAAACAUAAGCAUCGUCGACACGUGCGUUGAUGAAAAUGAUAUCGCUAGCUUCAGUUUUUCGAACGAAAUGGACAACGAGGCUGAGGGAGGGAGCAGCCAACUCGAAAGCAAUGAUAAUAGGGAGGCCCAGAACGGAUACACAACAAGGGUGACGAAACAAGACAGUGAGGAACCGCCCCCAAACGAGGGAAUGACAUCGAACGAAACGGGCGCAGAAAUUGGACAUAACGGGAAGUAUUCCAGGCGAUCAUCAAAUAGCACGAGCAGUUAUCUAAGCGGCAUAAUGCAGGGAACACAUGGUGGUGAUGCCCAUGGGGCAGACCAUCCGGGGAAACACCCAAGAAGUUUGAAGAGAAAGUAUCCGAAUCAGCAGGCGACUAAUCACGACGAAGACCAGGUCUCCUUUUCGAACGACGAAAGAGUGUAUACCAGCUCAGAUAUGGACCAUGAAGAUAACGAAGUGCAGAAUGGAAGAUACGGAAAAUCGAAUGCUGUGGGGGACACAAAAGAGGGAAGUAGCCACACAUACACAUACGACUGUUAUAGUAGCGGUGGCAGCAGUGAUGGCAGUGUGGAAUAUGUGGACAGAAACUUUGUUAACCAAUUAGGGAAAAAACAGAAUGGCGUCUUAAGCGUGAAGUGUAAUAAAAAGGGGCCAUUGCGGUACUCUAGCAGAGGAAAGGAUAUCCCACGUGAAGAAGAAAUGAACCAAAUGUGCAGUUAUGAAGAAUUACUAAAAAGGGAUAACAAACUAAUCGAGAACAACAUUCUAAAUAAAGACACCUACGUACAAAUCGACAAUCAAGAAGAUAUCCAGUUUGAUAGAUUCCUCAACGAUGACGUGGAAACGUACAAAUCACUGUCAAGAAAUAUUAGUGACAGCGUGUAUAAAAAGAAAAUCGAAAAUUUUAUCAUGAUUAGGAGUAACUUAUAUAAAUACAUGAACUGCUUAAAUGUCCUGGGAAUUCGUUACAUAAACAAUAAUGAUAUAAACAAUUUUGAAGAACUGUACAAUAAAAACAUUUCGUUAGACUUGAAAAAGACCUACACAAAAAUCAGGAAAGAUAUUUUACAUCCCCUAAAAAAUAAUGUACUGGAAAAGAACGUAUACAUAAAUUUGAAAAAAGAAACGAGCAGAUAUUAUAACGAAAUGAAAAUAUACAAUGACUGUUAUUUUCUCUUCGAUUUUGUGCUAAAAAAAUAUGACAAGAAUUUGAAGAAGAAUAAUAAGAAAAUCGAAUAUCACAUUGACAAAAAUACCUUCCUUUGCAUGUGUGCAGAUGUAAAAAUAAAUAAAAUAAUUGAAAAUGUAGAUAUCCCCACGAGCAGUUACAAUAAUUUGCUUGAGGUAAAUAAAAGCAAGCAUGAAAAUCAAAUGUUUCAAAUGGUUAAGGAGGUGUUGAAAAAUAAAAAUUGCGACAGAGGAAAUUCUGGAAUGCACAGGAAAAGACACGUCAGCGAUGAGAUCUGCUCGAACAACUGCAGCUUUGGAGAUCCCACUGAUUUGUCAAAGGGCAUUUUGUCGGAGGACCGCGUCUACAGAAGCAGGGGAGAAGAAGGCACAGGUGCUGCAAAAUUUUCUUCUCUCCGAGGGAGCAAUGUUAGAAAUGGUGGCAAUACCGACAAUGACUGCACCACUCGCAGCCACGACCGAUGCAAGGAACAGGCCGGAAACGGCUCGUAUUAUGCCUCUAUGUUGUGCCCCUUUUCUCUAGUUCCAACGUCAAACAAUCUGGUGAAUUUCAACACCAUAGGAAUUGGCAGCACCAGGUACAAGAGCGGGGGGAGGAAAAAAAUGAACAUAUACGACUUGGAGUAUUUAUUUAUGAGGCAAGUGUUCUUCAGCAAGUACAUUAACAAGAACCAAGGCUUAACAGUUAUCGAUUUUUUCUUACUGAUGCAACAGGUAGCCCUCUUGAUAUUCCCCUUCAUUAGCAACAUUAGUGCGUACAACGUUUCGUACCCCUAUAAUGGUUCCCUGUUUGACGAACUGAGCAAUCAAGGAAAUAAUUUGUUCGCUAAUAGAGGUCCAGACACUGGCAUGGGAAGUAUGACAAAAUACGUUAAGACUAAAAAGAGAGGAGAUAAGGAUAGGUAUAAUAACGCUUACUUAAAAAGGGAAAAUAAGGGUUGUAAGGGUUGUGAGGAUUUUAACGCUUGUAACGAUGUGAUUAAUUCGACAAAAAAAGACGUCAACAGUUCUCUUCAAAAGGGAGAAGAAGUAUUAUAUGACCAUCUGCAUUCGGAAUCGAGUAGAACAAGUUGUACCAGGAAUGGAAUUCGCCAAGUGGAGGAGAAAAACAAAAAUAAUCAUUUAUGGCAUAAGAAUGUUUGCAGCAAUGUUUACAAUUUGUAUGAGUACAUUCAAAUAGGCAUUAACCCCGCUGUUAAAAAUAUUUGUUUGGAAACUUUUUUAAAUUUUAUUUUUAACAAGUACGGAAUAAUACAGUUUUCGUAA
Plasmodium inui San Antonio 1 is the source of this 8790-nucleotide messenger RNA. RefSeq lists its product as hypothetical. The transcript has a single exon. Bases 1 to 8790 code for a protein of 2929 amino acids. Gene Ontology annotation, molecular function: tubulin-glutamic acid ligase activity; tubulin binding. Gene Ontology annotation, cellular component: cilium. NCBI's taxonomy places the organism in Eukaryota, Apicomplexa, Aconoidasida, Haemosporida, Plasmodiidae. Gene Ontology annotation, biological process: protein polyglutamylation; microtubule cytoskeleton organization. The record is from RefSeq and is a predicted model, not a curated record.